AUUGCCCAAGCGGUAGUCACACAAUAAGAAUAAAUAGGCGGCACCGCUUCGUGUGUUCGCGCAGUACAUAACUAUAUACACACAUAUACGUAUAAUUAUUAUUAUGUUUAGUAUAUUUCGUUAGGUUUAAAUGCCGACGCAAGCCAAACAUACACAUACAAAAUUUGCGGCUCUGAAAAUUUAAAGUGUUUCCUUUACUUGCGGUGCGCGUGUGCUUGACAUUUCGGCGGUCAAUUUUGCUAGUGUGUAUGUAAGAGUGUGUGUAUAUUUUUUUCCGCGGUGUGGUGUUGUUGUUGCUAGCUUGUGUGCUGUUUUUUGCUCCACUUUUAAGUGAAUAUACAAAGGCACACAUAUGACGACGUUCAUGACAAAACCAAAUAUAAAACCCAAAAUUAACAGUCAAGUGCAAAAACAAUAAAAAAAAUAGCUAAACAAAAAGCCAAAUACGGUGUAAAAAGCUAAAGAAACAAAAAAGUAUCCUUGGCCUCCUUAACCGACGAAGCGUUCAUAUAUCCCCCGCACAACAACUAGCAACAUCUCAUCAUGGAUCUAAUCAAUAAAUUCAGUGAUGCAUUCUGGAGCACGCAUAUUUGGCUGCCGCCAAAUACAACAUGGGCCGAUAUCGCGCCCGGUUCACGUCCAGAUGUUGUCCAUGCUGACUAUCGUGAUCUUAUUUGGCCCAUUCCUUUGGCCGCUGUGGUCAUGCUUAUACGUUACACAUUGGAGCGCUUUUGGAUAUCACCAAUUGGCAAAUCGUUGGGCAUACGUAGUUCUAGACCUAAGAAAGCAGCAAAUGUUCCUAUUUUAGAGACGGCAUAUGCCAAGUCCUCGCGUUUGGACCACAAGUGGCUGGCUCCGCUGUCCAAACAGACGGACAUGACGGAACGUCAAAUUGAGCGCUGGUGGCGAUUGCGAAGGGCACAGGAUAAACCCUCCACAUUGGUGAAGUUCUGUGAGAAUACCUGGCGAUGCCUAUACUAUCUAUAUAGUUUUAUAUUUGGCGUCAUUGUCCUCUGGGAUAAGCCAUGGUUUUGGGACGUGAAGAGCUGUUGGUAUGGUUAUCCGCAUCAGUCUGUGACGAGCGACAUCUGGUUGUAUUAUAUGAUAUCCAUGUCCUUCUACUGGUCACUAACCGCCACGCAAUUCUUUGAUGUGAAACGCAAAGACUUCUGGCAAAUGUUCAUACAUCACAUGGUCACCCUAUUGCUAAUGUCGCUCAGUUGGGUCUGUAAUUUGCACCGCGUUGGCUCCUUGGUGCUGGUCGUCCACGACUGUGCCGACAUCUUCCUGGAGGCAGCGAAGCUUACCAAAUAUGCCAACUAUCAGAAGCUCUGCGAUGCCAUCUUUGCCAUAUUCACGGUUGUUUGGAUUGUUACACGCCUGGGCUUUUAUCCGCGCAUCAUCUACAGCUCAUCUGUGGAGGCGCCGCGUAUAUUGCCGAUGUUCCCAGCCUAUUAUAUCUUCAAUGCGCUGCUUCUGAUGCUGCUGGUGCUGCACGUCAUCUGGACAUAUAUGAUUCUAAAAAUUGUUGUGGACUCUCUGCAAAAGGGUUUGAUGUCCGGUGAUAUACGUUCCAGUGAUAGUGAAGAUCUCACAGAUAGUUCGGAGAAUGUGCGUGUUGCCAAUGGAUCGACGCGGUCAAAAUCGAAGUCGAGUGCAGCAGCUGCCACAGGGACGGCUGCCACGCCCACAGUUACACAGCGAAAGCAGCACAGCAACAGCAGCCGCAGCAGCAGCAGCAACAGCAACAACCACACAGCAACGACUGCAACAACACCAACAACAACGACAGAAACCACAAACUGAUGGAGAAACAAAAAGUUAAAAUGCAGCAAACGCAACACCAAUCAGUAAAUGGAUUGAAAUGAUGAAGAAACAAAAACAACAGCAACAACAACAACAGUAGCAGCAGCAGCAUCAGCAACAACCACAACCACAACAACAAAUCGACAAAAGCAACAACAACAAGAACCACAAAAAACCAAACCAGUUCAGAACGUUUUAUGUUAAUUUUUAUUUUUAUAUAUUAUAUAAUUUUUUUUAUCAUAAAUAAUUUGGAAUAAAUACGAGAAAACCUACA
Messenger RNA from Scaptodrosophila lebanonensis, 2080 nucleotides. RefSeq names its product ceramide synthase 6. The record is from RefSeq and is a predicted model, not a curated record. Gene Ontology annotation, molecular function: sphingosine N-acyltransferase activity; DNA binding. Lineage: Eukaryota; Metazoa; Arthropoda; Insecta; Diptera; Drosophilidae. Gene Ontology annotation, cellular component: membrane. Gene Ontology annotation, biological process: ceramide biosynthetic process. The transcript is spliced from 6 exons. Bases 544 to 1806 code for a protein of 420 amino acids.